AUGCACCCUCUUAUAACCCAACCCCGAAUGGCACUUCUGAUUCAUUCACUUACUGACCCGAAUAGGGAGGGAGAGUCAGGACAAAACUAGUCUAGGAUUUUAGUCUGAUUCCCUUUGGAUUUUCCCCCACACCCCAUUUCCACUCUUCCCAUCCAACACUGCUUGGUGAGAAGACAAAGUAGUCUUAAGAGUGUAGCGCUUGGAAGCUUGAGCACGAGUGACUCUCAGUUUAAUUGUCUCUCUUUCUUGAAAAAUUUCAGGGCUUAUAUAAGAAAACCCAUUUGGGAUUUCCUUUGACCAAAUUAGAGGAAAAUGAAUGUGUUUGAUUCAGAAUGCAGCAGUGGGUGCGAGUCUGGUUGGACUUUAUACUUGGAACACUCUUUUCUUUCUCCAAAUGUUUCAAGUAGAGAUACUGGGUUUCUAGAUAGAAACAAUCGUUUCUGUGAUGAAUAUAAAGAUAAAAGAGCUAAAGAAGAGGCUAAAGAAGAAGAAGAAGAAGAAGAAGAAGAAGAAGAGGACCUGUCUAUGGUUUCUGAUGCAUCUUCAGGGCCUCCACAUCUCUUUGAAGAUGAAGGUCACGUCAAUGAUGAUAGUGGGUGCUUUUACCCUGCGUCCAGAGCCGCCACAUUGGCGAAGAAUGUGGGGAAAAGGCAGAAAAUAAAACAACACCGACACCGUGAAGAUCACGAACUGAAUGAUUUUCUCGAUGACACUGCUAGCUCUCCUGUUAUCAAUUUCUCCUGGAACAACUUCAGUCUUGACAAUAAUCAACCUUCAAUGGAGAGUGUCUUGGGUUUUUCACAAGGUUUCUCAGAAACUCGUUUUGAGCGUACACCUGCAUUCCAAGACCACUUUGGUUUUUCAAAGUCCACCCUGCCUGGAAACCAUCUUCAGAACAACCAUUGGCUUGAAGGGAAGAGGUUAGGAUUGAGAUGAGGUGAUUUCCCUGCUUCUGCCGCUGAUGCUGUUGUUACUAUAGAAGUUGCUCUGAAUGAAAUGAUGGGAUGGCUGUCAAAGUAAAAGCAGCUGAAUCUCAAAAGGGAUCUUAUUCGUUGCCUUUUAUUUUCUUUUCUCUGCUUUUGCCUGUCAAUGCAGUGGGAAACAACCUGAGAACAAUGCUUGGAAAUAAAUUUCUUGUUUGGAAAAUUUAAUUUCCUUGUCAAUGAAUAGUGGGUACAAAUCA
Juglans microcarpa x Juglans regia is the source of this 1183-nucleotide messenger RNA. Its product is annotated as protein SOB FIVE-LIKE 5-like. The record is from RefSeq and is a predicted model, not a curated record. The coding region runs from base 313 to 936 and encodes 207 amino acids. Lineage: Eukaryota; Viridiplantae; Streptophyta; Magnoliopsida; Fagales; Juglandaceae. The transcript is spliced from 4 exons. Gene Ontology annotation, biological process: cytokinin biosynthetic process.